This is a messenger RNA of Platichthys flesus (European flounder), 1876 nucleotides long. RefSeq names its product Aly/REF export factor (gene alyref). NCBI's taxonomy places the organism in Eukaryota, Metazoa, Chordata, Actinopteri, Pleuronectiformes, Pleuronectidae. Gene Ontology annotation, cellular component: nucleus. Gene Ontology annotation, biological process: mRNA export from nucleus. The coding region runs from base 847 to 1602 and encodes 251 amino acids. The transcript has 6 exons. Gene Ontology annotation, molecular function: mRNA binding. The record is from RefSeq and is a predicted model, not a curated record.
AAGUUAAGAGGAGUGGGCGGAAAAAGGAUAAAAACCCGUCGGCUAACCUGAGAGAAGCCUGGGUCACAUCCUUCUAUUCUACGAUAAGCUUGCCAGCUAACCCUAUAGCUAGUCAAGCUAAUAGUGAUUGCCGGCCGCAGAGUUUAGCUUGCGGUUCGGCAUUAAUGGGAGUUGUAUACAUGGCUUAUCCCAUCUCCCUCAACCCCAUGUAUGUCGCAUCUUUUUUUCCACAAGAAGAGGCCUGGCUGGAGGAGGUGUUAGCCGGGUUGGCUAAGUUGGAUCGGGAAGGCCUCGGCGGCGCCAUUUUGAAUCCAGCACCUUAAUUUAAAGCUAGUCGUCCACGAGCAGUCAGAGCCCUUUCCACCCCCGCUGGUCAGAUUGAUGAGGGUGAGAGGAAUCUGCUCCAUCGAGAAAAAUCGCCCUCAUGAUUUUUGUCACCACUUCUGGGAGCUAAUAGUUUUUGUCCAUGCCCCCGGUGCAGACGGCCUUUUGUUCGGGAGAGGCCGGCGGGGUUCACACCGAGGCCCGGUUUGGUGGCUUAUCGACCAGCGUGGCUGUUAUGGAUGGAUCGGUGGACUUCAACCCCCCGGUAGUGUCCAUAAAUGGCGAAUCUUCACCCCCUUUAUUGUAUCAACGUCUAGACGAGUCCCAACAAAGCCCCAAUCAAAAUGGCGUGGCCUCAAAAUGGACGCCUAGAUAAUCCACUCUCCCGGAGAGGGGAUGGCCGGCCAUUUUAUAGGUGUUUUCACGAUCAUUCCCCGUUUCCUUGUGGACAAUUCCCCUUCCCGCUCCGUGAGAGCCAUUUUCGUGGCCUGCUAAAGAACUCUUUCGGGUGAACCGGGAAACAUGGUGCAACGCUGGAGGCCACGCUGCUUCAGAUGGCGACCCCCAGUGUACCCGAGGAUCGUGUCUGGAGAAUCUUUGGUGGAGGCACACAUGGCAACAGUACUGUGGGCAAUAUUGGUACAAGCUGUUCAGGGGUUUCAUGAAGAUCCGGGGCGGGGGGUAAUUCUGCUAAAAUCGCUUCCAGAUAAGUGGCAGCACGACAUGUUCGACAACGGCUUCAGUGGCUUCAAUGGUGCUGCUGGAGGUGGCGGAGGAGGAGGCGUGGAAACUGGAGGGAAGCUCCUCGUCUCCAAUCUCGACUUCGGUGUCUCGGAUGCAGACAUUCAGGAACUCUUUGCUGAAUUUGGAACUCUGAAGAAGGCGGCGGUUCAUUAUGACCGAUCAGGGAGAAGUCUGGGAACUGCAGAUGUCCACUUUGAAAGAAGAGCAGACGCACUCAAGGCCAUGAAGCAGUACAACGGCAUCCCACUCGAUGGGCGACCCAUGAACAUCCAACUCGUCACAUCACAGAUCGACACACAGAGACGACCUGUACAGGGUCUGAACAGAGGUGGCGGCGGAGGCAUGAACAGAAAUCGAGGGGGUAGCUUCGGCGGCAUGCAGAGAGGUCGAGGAGGCCGUGGUGCCGGCGGUCCAGGGGGUCCCAGAGGACGUGGUCGAGGAGGACGUGGCGGAAACCCUAAGGCGGCGGCGAUGUCUGCAGAGGAACUCGACGCACAAUUAGACGCCUACAAUGCCAGGAUGGACACGACAUAAACUGAAGUCUUCCCCCCCCAUGUCCCUUCCUGUCUGCACAGAAGGGCCCUCGUCAGAAAUGUGCAGAAUAUUUUACACUUGUCUUCUGGUGUGAUUGAAAUUGUUGUUGCAACUCCUCCUUUUAAAUGGUCCGAAGUGUUUUUUACCAGUUGUUUUUUUCUCUUCAUGAACAUGCUUUUGGUUGUAGGUAAAUGUGAAUUGGGGUUCCCAGUUCUUUCCUCUUCUCUGUAGUUACUGAGACUUGUAAUAAAACCUGCAGUGCUUAUUGACCAAA